UCCAACACACUUGGUUGAAUUUGCUGCCAAAUUCAUUUUACUAUAAAUGUUUAUGGCUACUGGACCGUAGUAACUGGUUAUGGGGACAGAAUCCAGAUUGGCAGCUGACCUUCAAACAUCGUCUGCAAUAUUCAUCCUUCACCCAAGUAAAUAUGACAGAUUCCCAAAGGUUCAUGUCUGAAUUUUCAUGGACUAAUGAGAGGUGGGGAGGCAAAGACAAGCAUGUGGCUUAAAAUGACUGAAACUGACAACAUUCUACAUGAAAGAGAGAUCAGCAUUAUAAGGUUAAUCCAAAUGACAUAAAAGAUCCCAGCAAAAGAACAGUUCUUCUUGGUUAAUGGUUCUCUUACUUUGAUACUUUUUACCAUGACAUUCAGAUCACACCUAAGACUCAUUAAACCUGGUCCACUGAUUACAUGUAACUGCCAGCUUCACCCCCAUCUGACAUGUUUUACCGAUCGUACUGUGAUCCCUACUGUAGAGAAUGUCAGUGUGUGGGAGGAGCUUCUGAGACUGAAACAAUCCCAGCAUCUGGGAGGGAUUUCAUGAGGAAUGAAACAUAUGUAGGAAACACAAAGACUUCCUGAUAGGCCGGAUCUCGCAUUAGUUACAGAUCAACGAGAAUGAGUCUUUCAGCAGAGGAAGGAUAUGAAUACAAUGAAGAACUUCGAAUUGUCCUGUUGGGUAAAACUGGAGUAGGAAAGAGUGCUGUGGGAAACACUAUACUGGGGAGGAAAGAGUUACUCUCUUGUCCCAGCUCCACCUCUGUUACCACAGACACUGUAAAGAAAUGGACAAUGGAAGACAACAAACUGGUAGCUGUGGUGGACACCCCAGGUCUGUUUGACACGGAGAAGCCCAAUGAGCAGAUACAGGAGGAGAUAAUGAAAUGUAUUAAGUUCUCCUGUCCAGGGCCACAUGCUUUCCUGGUGGUGAUGCAGCUGACAAGAUUCACAGAUGAGGAGCAAAGGUGUGUAGAGGCUCUACAGGAGAUCUUUGGUGAAGAAGCAAACAAAUUCAUGGUUGUCCUCUUUACUCGUGGAGAUGAUCUUGAAGGCCAAACCAUUCAGAACUUUGUCAACAAUGCCCACCCCACUCUGAAGGAGGUGAUCAGAAAGUGUGGAGGCAGGUACCACAUCUUCAACAACAGGGACAUGUCCAACAGGGCCCAAGUGAAGGAGCUGUUGGACAUUAUUGAUGGCAUGAUGGCCCUGAAUGGGGGAGGCUUCUACACGCAGGAGAUGUAUGAGGAGGCAGAGGCCAAGAUCAGGGAGAAGAUGGCAGAGAUUAAGAGGAAGGAGUCUUUUAGUAAAACCAAGAAUUUCUGGCGGGGUAAGGAUAAGGAAGAGAAACUUUGCAGAGAGCUGGCAGAAAAGAGUGAUCUCAACUGUGACUUUACAGAGAAGCUAAAGCAGAAAGUUAACAGUGCAUACAAAGUUGUAAAAAAUGUAAGUGUUCGCACAAAUAAAGGUGCAUCUUCCCAUUUGCACAGAUGAGACUGACAGUGUCUUUAAAGGGUCCUUUCAAUCUUGUAUGAAAAACCUAAGCCUUAAUACUAUUCUAUGUUUGUUAAAGAAUAAUAAUCAGUUCAUGUAUAAUCAUUUAAGACACCCUAAAAUGUACAGUUUAAUUGUCGGACUACAUAUUCUGUAUGUCAGAGCGUGAUUGGUCCUCCUGCACAGGGUAGUGGGGCCUGCAGUCUAUCCCAGUCAGCUAAGGGCACAAAGCAGGGUAGCAUGUGAUUUGCAUUCAAUAUGAAGGCUGUUAUUUCAUUCAUUUACUUUGAUCUUUAUGCUGUAUUACCUUUAAUAAACAUUAUAAAGGCG
Molecule: messenger RNA, 1826 nt
Organism: Brienomyrus brachyistius
Lineage: Eukaryota; Metazoa; Chordata; Actinopteri; Osteoglossiformes; Mormyridae
Product: GTPase IMAP family member 9-like
Exons: 2
Coding region: 624-1496 (290 amino acids)
Molecular function (GO): GTP binding
Source: RefSeq, a predicted model, not a curated record